Messenger RNA from Ficedula albicollis (Collared flycatcher), 410 nucleotides. RefSeq names its product zinc finger protein 653-like. The record is from RefSeq and is a predicted model, not a curated record. Gene Ontology annotation, biological process: regulation of transcription by RNA polymerase II. Bases 140 to 376 code for a protein of 78 amino acids. Lineage: Eukaryota; Metazoa; Chordata; Aves; Passeriformes; Muscicapidae. Gene Ontology annotation, molecular function: transcription coregulator activity. Gene Ontology annotation, cellular component: nucleus. The transcript has 3 exons.
UCCUCCAAAAGAGGUUUUACCUGGGCAACCAGCACGUGGUCACCUCUCAGGUGAGCCCCAGGUGUGUGUGUGUGGUCCCCAAAAUCCUCCCCAAAUCCUCCAGAAGAGAUUUUACCUGGGCAAUCACCUGCACAGGCAGAUGGGCGUGCACUCAGGUGUGCCCCCCUCCCCAGGUGUGCGGGAAUUCACCUGUGACACCUGCGGGAAAUCCUUCAAGCGCAAGAACCACCUGGAGGUGCACAGGAGGACGCACACCGGGGAGACCCCCCUGCAGUGCCAGGUGUGCGGGUACCGCUGCCGCCAGCGCGCCGCCCUCAGCUGGCACAUGAGGAGACACGGGGGGCUGCAGGGGCGCCCCGAGCCCCGGGGCACCUAGGCACCCCCUGACUCACCUGGGCUCACCUGAGCGC